CUCUAUCAAUCCCAAAACAAAAGACUUCUUCCAAAGAAUUGGCAAAACUAAGCUACUAAUCUAUGGCUGUCUCAGGCAAAACCACCACCACCACCAAUCCAUCUUCAACUCUCCAUCCUCCUUACUUACAGAUGAUAAGCGAAGCAAUAUCGUCAUUGAAGGAUCACACAGGUUCGAGCCAACCAGCGAUCGCGAAAUUCAUGGAAGAAAAGUACAGCUCUCUGCUUCCUCCAAAUUUCAAGAAAAUGUUGUUGAUUCAAUUGAAGAAGUUUGUAAAAUCGAAGAAACUUGUCAAAAUCAAAAAUUCGUACGAGGUGUCUACAUCCGAGAACGUGAAAUUGGUUGCUGCUGCUGCUGCUUCUAUCAAAGAAUCCGAGAAAACAGACAAAGCUGAUGUGAAAAAUGAAGAGAAGACGAAGAGGCUGAGCCAAUUCAAAACUCCAAAGGCUUUGAAGAAGAAGAAGAAGAAAGUUUCGACCCCUGCGAAGAGGAACUCAUCCAAGUCGGUCAAGGUUAGGGCUUGA
Camellia sinensis is the source of this 524-nucleotide messenger RNA. The record is from RefSeq and is a predicted model, not a curated record. NCBI's taxonomy places the organism in Eukaryota, Viridiplantae, Streptophyta, Magnoliopsida, Ericales, Theaceae.